Rhipicephalus sanguineus (brown dog tick) is the source of this 383-nucleotide messenger RNA. RefSeq lists its product as uncharacterized. Bases 12 to 248 code for a protein of 78 amino acids. The transcript has 9 exons. The record is from RefSeq and is a predicted model, not a curated record. NCBI's taxonomy places the organism in Eukaryota, Metazoa, Arthropoda, Arachnida, Ixodida, Ixodidae.
UCAAUCGGAAGAUGUAUCCACGGGAGGGUCAAAUGGAGAAGGAACGAAAAAUGAACCGUCCAAAGAAGAGGGAACAGGAGAAAAUGAUCAACAGCCAGCACCUCCAGGAGACGGAAACGGCGAACAACAAGUACCGGGUGAAACUGACGGAAAAGUCGAAGAAACCAAUGAGGCAGAGACAACAGCCCCGCCAGAAGAGGCAGCAGGAAAUGAAGACGGCGGUGAAGACAAAGGAGGGGAAGCCGUAGCGCAGCCACCAGGAUCACCAGAAGCAGAUGGAGGCGGAGAAACCGAAAAGAAAGAAGGUGAAGAGAAAGGAGAUGGCGAAGAAGAAAAAGAAGCAGAAGCCGUAGGACAAACACCAGAAUCACCAGAAGCAGAUG